GCUAUGCCCCAAGAAGGCACGGCGGUGCUCUCAUUAUCAAUCCGACGCGACAAGCUGUGCCGCAUGUCGACAUGUUUGAGGCAGCAAGCAGCGAUCAGCAGAAGCCUUUCGAGUAGCGACCUUGCCUUGUCUCCAGUCUUCGCGCACGCCCUUGAAUGGCGUCAACUCUGAAAUGCGGGGUGUGCUUUAAAGACAUUUCAACCGCGGAUGAUGAGUAUCGGGAGGUACAGUGCACGUUCCCGCGCUGCCCCGGAGAAUACUGCCACGAGGAGUGCUGGACAGGCUACCUGAAGAAGGCCUGUAACCUGAGGCGGCUGCAGGACGGGGUGCAGAAGAACGGCAACGGGCUGAACUGCUAUGCCACGCUGGACAACGGCAAGACCUGCCCCGGCUCCAUCAUCAAGAGCCAGGUGCGCGCACCGGCCCGGCUCAAGGAGAAGCGCAAGAACGCGGCGGUGGCUGCGCUCAAUGGCGCAGCAGCGGCAGCAGCAGCAGCAGCAGGCGCAGGAGGCGGCAAGGGAGCCAACAGGGGCGGCGCGGGCGCGGGCGCGGCCCCGCAGGGCCAGGCGCUGCAGCAGCAGCCGGCGCGGCCGCGGCCGGGGCCGGUUGCCGUGUCGUCUGUGGCGGUGAUUAGGCGACCGGUGGUGUUGGCGCCGGCGGCGCCGCCGGUGCGGCCGGGUGCGGCGAUUGCGGCACGGCUGGGGCUGGGCGGCGGCGAGGCGCCGGCGGCCAUUCCUGGCUGGGAGGACGAUGAAAAGGCGGCCGCGGCGGCGCAGGCAGCCAAAGCACCUCGCAACGGCGCUGCGGGCGCCAAGGCCGGUCUUCAGGGCGCCACAGCCAAAGUCCUGAAUGGCGCUGGCCGCGGCGGCGGUGGCCGCGAUGGUGUUGAUGCCGCCUGGCUGGGCGGCCUCGACGAGGCCGAGUAUGCUGCCGCCGCAGCCGCGGCCGCGUAUUAUGACAACGGAGGCGACGACGUCGACGACGGCGACGGCGACGGCGACGGCGAGUGGUGCGUGGCAGUACGCAAGCAAAACCGCCGCGGCGGCGUCGCCAUUCCGGUUCAGCCGCCAACAAGGCGGCCGCCGCCGCCGCCGCAGCGGCGGCCGCAGGCAGCGGCAGCAGCCGUCCCGGCAGUUGCGGGCGCGCGUGGCGGCGGCGGCGGCGGCGGUGGUGGUGGUGGUGGGGACCAGGAGGCGGACGGGGGCGAUGGCGGCGUUGGCGAGGACGAGGACGAGGACGAUGAGGAGCUGGAUGCCAUGGUGCUGGAGGCGGUGGGCGGCGACAUCAGCGGACUGCCGGCGGCGGAGCUGAGGGCGCUGCGGCGCGCGCUGGCCGAGUCCCGGCGCGAGGCGGAGGCGGAGGCCGCCGCACUGGACCUGCCGCCCUCGCCCUCCUCCUGGUUCCGCGGCCCGCCGUCUGCCGCAGCCGCGUCAGUGAACGGCGCCGGCACCGCCUUCAGCGCCGGCCGGCACCGCCCGGAGGAGGAAGGCGCGGCGGCGGCCGCGGCAGCGGCGGCCAGGGACGGCGGCGCGAACCUGAUGCUGGAGGAGCGCAACGCGCUGAACCCCAUCGUGCAGGUGGACCCGGUGUGCCUGUCGGCGGCGGACGCCGCUGGCGAGGGCGAGUACCUGGUGUCUGACCCGGCGGACCGCACCCGCCUGGUGACGGCCGUGUCGGUGUACGGUACUGGGUUUGAGGUGGUGACCAUGGAGUGCGCCGACGGCACGCACGUGACCGGCGUCGCCAUCCGGAUGUCGAUGUUGGUGGCGCAGCAGGCGGCGGCGCUGCGAGAGGCCGAGGUGCAGCGGCGGGAGGACAUGCGCGCGCAGGCGCAGGCGGCCGCGGCGGCGGCCCGGGCCCGCCACGCGCGGGAGGAGGCGGAGGCAGCUAAGGCGCAGGCGGCCGCAGCCCCCGUCCCCGCCGCCGCCCAGCCCUCCACCGCGCACGGCGCGGCGCCAGCCGCAGCUGUGUCGCCUGUGACGGCCACAGCCGCCCAACUGCAGCAGCCGCCGCCGGCGGCCGCGGCGCCGGUACGCAGUCCCAUGCCGCUGCCCCAGGCGGCGGCACCACCUGGCCCUGCGCAGCACCUGGCGCCGGCGGCACUGGCGGCGCUACAGCCGCCACCGGCGCCGUCUAAGUGGGGGCCGUCCAAGUGGGGGCCCCCCGCGACAGCCGCGCCGUCCGCUCCGCCACCACCAGUGCCUGCUGCUGCUCCCGUGCCUACGACUCAGGCGACAGCGCCACCACCUCAGCCGCUACAGCCGCUACAGCCGCUACAGCCGCUGCAGCAACCCGCGUACCAGCAGGCGCCUCAGACCCGCCCGGCGCAGCCAGUGGCGGCGCAGCAGCCAGCAGUGGCGGCACCGCCAGCCCCGCCCGCAGCCCAGCAUGGUCCCGGAUCGCUACCGCCCGCGGCGGCCGCUGUCUUCCUCCCUAGCGCCAACCCACCGCCGCUGCCAGCAACAGGACCUCUGGUGACGGCGGCAGUAGCAGCCCCGACUCCGCCCAUCGCGACGCCUGCAUCGGGCCAGGGGCCGCAGCCACCGCCGCCGUACGUGCAGCGGCUGGCGCAGCAGCCCGCACAGCUGCAGCUGCGCCCCACUCAGCCCCCAGCAGCCGUGCCUGCCACCGCGCCGGCUGUAAAUCCCUACAACACGGCGGCGCACGCGGCGCCACCCCCGGUCAACCCCUACGCAGCGCUGCCCCCAGUCAACCCGUUUGCGCCUGCUGCACCUCCUCCUGCGCCCGCUGCUCCUGCGCCUGCCCCUGGUACUGCCGGCGUGCCUGCCGGGCCGCUGCCGCCGCCUGCGUACCUUCACCCGCAGCCGCUGCAGCCGCCAGCGCAGCCCGCGCUCACGGCUGCGGCCGCUGUCAACCCCUACCUGCAGCAGCAGCAGCAGCAGCAGCAGCAGCCCCUGCAGCCGGGGGCGGUGCAGCCUGUGGUAGCGCAGCCGGCCGUGGCAGCGCUACCUCUGGGCGUCAACCCCUAUGCCCCGCACGCGCAGGUGCAGCUGCAGCCGGCGGUGCAGGUGCAGACACAGCAGCAGCCGCAGCAGCACGUGCCUGCAGCGCCGGUCAAUCCGUACAACCCGUACAAUCCGUUCGGCGGGCAGCAGGGCGCGUCUGCGGCCGUGCAGCACCCGUACCAUGGCGGCGCGGGGGCGGCGGCUGGCGGCGCACUGCACGCGCAGCAGCAGCAGCAGCAGGGCACCGCGGGGCCGUCCGUGGCGGCGGCGGCGGCAGGGGCGGGUCCGCCCGCGGCAGCGGAAUCGGAUCUCAAACGACUGAUGGCGCGGUUAGGCUUCGUGGGCUGAGGUAUCUCCGCUGGAGUGGAUGGAAUGGAGCGAAGCGGAGGCGGCGGUGCGUUGGUUCCGGCGGAUCCGCGUGGAGCCGUGCUGCAUUGCAAUAGUGCUGUUCAGCGGCGGGUGCAGCCGCAUGCGAAUAGAGGUCGAUUCGCUAUGAAUGCAACUUUAAGAAGUAGGAUUGUCGUGUGCAUUCGACUGGAAACGCCGCUUGCUGGGAAGGGUCGUUGACGGCCUGCGCGCCGGCGUUUGGCUAUAGGGCUUUGCGGGACUGCUUCUGACGUGCAGUGUAUAUCCCUGUACCAGUGUGACCAGCUGGCCACCAGGACGCUGGACACCAGACUCGCAAUAGAGUAGCCUGCCUUGGCAGGAAUUAUCCGGAUCAUUGUUGUCAUGGAAGCUUCGGGGAGCGCAUUUCAUCAAGUGCCGAAUGUUACAGCUUCAGCUGAUGCCGGAAGUAUGCUGGCUGACGACCAGGCGAGGCUUUAGACAUCACUACCGGUGAUGCAACGCGGGUUCCCACUCACGGGUGCCCAUUCGCCAGAACCAAUGGACCGCCCUUGACUGCAGCCUUGUCCUCCUGCAGCCCCGUGUUGGGUGUAGACAACAGGAUCUCACCACAUCCGGGGCCGGACUGCCCGGACGGCGUGACCAGAGCGGGUCAUGGGGGCAUGCCACGCCCAGUGCACAGCCACAAACACCCUACCUGACCCUACCGCCCUCAGCCAUGCAUCCAGGAAUGCACGUCAUGCGCGCCACCUUGUAACCACACACAACAGAUGCAUCCAGGGGCCGGGAGGCCCCUGUCCGGGCGGCAGCAUGGCGCCAAUGCUCUGAGUACGUGCGGUCACACGUGGUGUCGGCAGCGACUCACUGCUGCCCGGCCGAGUGCUGCGCUGCUGCCCAGGGGAGGCAGCCUCCCCUGAUGCUGCCAGUCAGCCGUACCAUCCUGGGUUGCUGACAACCCACAACGCAUGUAAGUAGCUAGGGCA
Chlamydomonas reinhardtii is the source of this 4294-nucleotide messenger RNA. RefSeq lists its product as uncharacterized. The record is from RefSeq and is a predicted model, not a curated record. NCBI's taxonomy places the organism in Eukaryota, Viridiplantae, Chlorophyta, Chlorophyceae, Chlamydomonadales, Chlamydomonadaceae. The transcript is spliced from 6 exons. The coding region runs from base 156 to 3314 and encodes 1052 amino acids.